AUGAAUAUAUUAGGACAAGAUUUAGUUUCAUGGUCCAAAACUGGUCUUAUUGCUUAUGGUGAUUCGAAAUCCACGGAAGGGAACUUAUACAUCACUUUUUUAGAAGUAGUAAAUGGAACGAAUUAUAGAUUUCAUCCUCCUCAAGGGUACGUAAUCCACCCUCAACUUCAUGACACGCCGCAGGUUUUCAGUGCUGGAAGUACCACAAGUGCUCAGCCUAGUAAUGGAACUCAUUCUGGCAAUGCUAUGGGGAGUACACCGAACUAUAUAUCUAGCGGCGGUUCGGAUAAGCAUCCUCAUCGUUUUUUCUAUAACAUUUCCUCUAUUCAUUGGAACAAUUGGUUUAGUUUGCCAGGUGACAUGCUGGCUGUAUGUGAUGAGAUUGGUAAUAUGACAAUGCUUAUUUCAGGCCAGAGCCCGGAAGGCCCCUCAACUAUUGAUAAAUUAACCAUGUUGUUUCAAGAUAAUGUUUACAAAAUCUUCAAUCAUGUAAUGCCUCUACGACCUGCUUCUUCGAUUAUUGAGAAAUUGGAGAGAAAGCGAACUAAAAAAGAAUAUCAUACUGCUAUCCUAGAUUUUCAAUGGUUCAGUUCAUCGAAACCUAUUAUUGCCUCCCAGUUUUGUGUUUUUGAUAGCGACGCCAAUAUGUACAGGAACAAAGCGCAGCAACUUCCCCCAUUUGGAGUCUUCCACCCUCCGUUCAUGAAAUACGCUUGUGUUGCAGUACGUAAGAAUGGACAAAUAGACUUUUGGUACCAAUUCUCCAAUUCUAAGGAUCACAAGAAGAUAACGUCUCAACUUUUUGACUCUCAAAAUACAAAUGUUGUAGAACAUGAAUGGCUUCAAUUUGCAAAAAUUACUCCCAUUUCAGAAGAGCAGUGCAUGCUGAUAUCCACAUACUCACGACUUUCCAAGAGAUUAUGUUUUUUCAAGUUACAAAUGAAUUGGAACGUCAAUACAACAAACCAAAAAAUUUUAAAUGAUCCUUCAUUGAAGAUUACACACAUAUUAGAAUCUCCAUUAGAUUCCAUUGAUGACGAAGGUCACGUAUUAGAGCUAACACAUUUUCAUGUUUUAUCCAAAUCACCACUUGAGAAAAUUCCAGUCUGUGAUAUUUUGUUGAUAUAUAAUAUAUGCGAAACUGAUAAGUCGCUUUUAAAGCGAUUCCGGUUGGUGCUAACGAGAAUAUCCCCAGUUCUUAUAAAUGUGCUAAAGAGUACAUCAACAUCCGAAGAAAUAAGCAAUGAUAUACAAUUAUCAAAACGAUUUAAUCUUCAUAAUUUGGGAAACAUGGUUUUAUUUUCCAAAGUUGUUUCAGUAACAUCGGAAAUGUUAGACGGAUUUGCAACAUUCUAUUUUCAAGACGGAUCGAUCCAAUCCUACAAUCAGAACGACAGGAAAUUUGAAAGCGAACGUUUACAAAGUCAAAUUAAAGAAGGAAAAAGUAGAGGUAUCAUAACUUCAAUCUUGAGUGCCGGAUUUCACUAUCCUAAACUUCCUUCAAGCUGUGCUAUAGAAUGGAUGAGGGUAUCGCCAGCUAUGUCCGGUGUAAUUUUCAAAUUGGAAAAGGAAGACACACCAAUUUUCUACUGUAUUCAAGGAGAAGAAUUCUCAGAUUCUUCGAAAGAUUUGGUUAUUGCUACAGCAUUUGCAUUUGGUUUUGUCGCCAGUAUACAUAGGCAGCUUUCUUCAGAAGAUCUAUCAAUUGCAUGCAAGACACAUGUGAUGAAAAUUGCAAAACAUGAUGAGGAGAGGGCAAUGGAUUUCGUCACCUCUUUGAUGGCAUGCAUUUACACUUUCUUUAAUGUAAGUCCAGAUGCUCGCAAGGAAAUAAUGGAUAAAAUGAUUUCCAGUAGACCCAUUCAAAAAACUAUGCUACUUCAAUUAGAGCUUGGUAGUUGCUUCAAACCAAACAACAUUUAUGAUAUGGCACGUGUGGUAAUGUCGUUGAGAAAUGUUUUGUUUGCAUUUAAUGGAGUCGCUCGAAAUCUACAUUUUGCAAUCGAGCAACUCAGUAAUAGCGCAAUUCAACAGCCAAAUGGUAAAUCUUUUCAAACAUCGUUCUCCAAGCAAGAUCUGGUGCAUUCUUUGAUUCCUUUGGCGAAAUGGUUUGUAAAAUUCGUGACCUUUUUAGUGCAAGAAGUUAUUUUAUUAAUCAAUAAUCCGCAGGAAAAACAGAAUACAUUAGUACUAGGAGUAUUUGGAGCUAGAAUGCCAAGAACGCUCAUUCUUUCCAUUUUAAAUGAGAUCAAGAAAGUGACGCAUAUGGUUACAAAAUUCCCUGAGACGACUUAUCCUGUAUUAAAUGAGUCUUCAAACUUCCUGAAAAUGGUUUUAGGUGAAUCACCAGUUAAUUUUGAAAAAUUUGAGACAUUCUUAGUGGACGUGAAUAACAAAUUCACCGCAUUUAAUGAGCAGCAACCAUCAUCCACGAGGGAGCCGUCAUUGCUAGUAAGGGCACAAAUUCCUCCAGAUGUAUCCAAAAUAGGGGAUUUUCUGUUAGCAUAUUCGAACAAUGCCGUUAUAUCGCACAUCAAAGCUACUACAGUGUAUUUCUCGGAUACUAGUGGUCUGAGAAUUUCAAUUAAUGAGUUCUUUCAGCCACAAAUAUAUAAACUGUUGAAGCCACUAGAAGAAGGGUUGGUAGUCGAUACAAAAGAUCUCCCUGAACACUUCCGGACAUCGAAAUCUUUUUGUAAGAUGGACUUUGAUGCGAUCUCGUACGAUCGUUUGACUCAGGAUGAAAUAACAAGUGGAAAACUCAAAAGAUGUUGUAGGUGUGGCUAUGUCACAAGAGCAGGCUAUGUGAUAUCAUAUAAUAAGACGAUUGUACCAACAAGUAUUCAAACGAAAAGAUGGCCAACAAUGCACUCCAGAAUUUGCAUAUGCUCCGGCUUUCUGUAUGAACUGCAAAUAUAA
Zygotorulaspora mrakii is the source of this 2919-nucleotide messenger RNA. RefSeq names its product Sin4p (gene SIN4). Gene Ontology annotation, cellular component: mediator complex. The coding region runs from base 1 to 2919 and encodes 972 amino acids. The record is from RefSeq and is a predicted model, not a curated record. Gene Ontology annotation, biological process: positive regulation of DNA-templated transcription. The transcript has a single exon. Lineage: Eukaryota; Fungi; Ascomycota; Saccharomycetes; Saccharomycetales; Saccharomycetaceae.